GGUUGCAAGUUGGGGAGGAGAUCUACUGGAUCGUGGGAUUCUAACAGUUUCCCUUGCCCCAAGGGAUAAUCAUGAAGCUCAAGUCCAGUUUGCACUUGAGCGUGGGAUACCUGCAAUUCUUGGCAUUAUCUCUACACAGCGUCUUCCUUUCCCUUCAAAUUCAUUUGAUAUGGCUCAUUGCUCAAGGUGCCUUAUACCAUGGACAGAAUUUGGUGGAAUAUAUCUACUAGAGGUUCACCGCAUACUCCGUCCUGGUGGUUUCUGGGUCCUUUCUGGACCUCCAGUGAAUUACGAGCAUCGUUGGCGUGGGUGGAACACUACCGUGGAAGAGCAGAAGGCGGAUUAUGAGAAAUUGCAGGAACUUCUGACUGCAAUGUGCUUUGAAUUUUAUGGGAAAAAGGAUGAUAUUGCUGUAUGGCGGAAAGCUUCUGAUGACAGUUGCUACAAGAAAAUUGCCAGUGAUCCAGAUGUCUAUCCACCCAGGUGUGAUGAUAGUCUGGAACCAGAUUCUGCAUGGUACACUCCACUCCGACCAUGUGUUGUUGUUCCAAGCCCCAAAGUUAAGCAAUCAGCCUUAGGAUCUAUCUCUAAGUGGCCAGAGCGUUUACAUGUUGCACCUGAACGCAUUUCUGACAUUCAUGGUGGGAAUGCUAACACUUUCAAGCAUGAUGAUAGCAAGUGGAAGGUGCGAGCAAAGCAAUACAAGAAGUUACUUCCUGCUAUUGGGACUGAUAAGAUAAGAAAUGUAAUGGAUAUGAAUACAGUUUAUGGAGGCUUUGCUGCAGCGCUAGUUAAUGAUCCCUUGUGGGUUAUGAAUGUGGUCUCUUCCUAUGCUGCAAAUACUCUUCCUGUGGUCUACGACAGGGGCCUUAUUGGAACUUUCCAUGACUGGUGUGAAGCAUUCUCAACAUAUCCUCGAACUUAUGAUCUCCUUCAUCUUGAUGGCCUGUUUACUGCAGAGAACCAUCGAUGCGAUAUGAAGCAUGUGCUUUUGGAGAUGGACCGGAUCCUGCGUCCCAGCGGGUAUGCAAUCAUACGGGAAUCCAGCUAUUUUAGUGAUUCUGUUGCUACCAUAGCCAAGGGAAUGAGGUGGACCUGCCGGAAAGAAGACACUAAAUAUGUGGUUGAGAAAGAGAAAUUAUUGAUUUGCCAGAAAAAGCUGUGGUACUCGAAUCGGAGUUCAAGAUGACUUGGCAAGGCUGCUGUUAUAGUAUCUUAGUUGAUGAUUCCAGAUCCAAAAUCAGGGAGAGAAGCCGGAUGCUGCACAUAAAGAUUAGUUUGUUUCAAAGUUCAAAUUCAGAUAUAUCAAUUGAAGAAUUAGGUACAAAAUAAAUGUACUUUUUGAUAAGUAUAGCUCAUAAAUAUAUUCUUUAUAACAUGUUACAGAUUCUUGGGGCUGUAACUUCCAAUUUUUCUACUUGUCUCAAUUCUUUAUGUUUUGUUGUAACUGGUAUUCAAAUGAUGGGUGAGUAUUACAGUGUAA
Messenger RNA from Carica papaya (papaya), 1483 nucleotides. The record is from RefSeq and is a predicted model, not a curated record. Lineage: Eukaryota; Viridiplantae; Streptophyta; Magnoliopsida; Brassicales; Caricaceae.